Messenger RNA from Aphidius gifuensis, 484 nucleotides. RefSeq lists its product as uncharacterized. The transcript is spliced from 3 exons. The record is from RefSeq and is a predicted model, not a curated record. NCBI's taxonomy places the organism in Eukaryota, Metazoa, Arthropoda, Insecta, Hymenoptera, Braconidae. The coding region runs from base 167 to 484 and encodes 105 amino acids.
ACGUCACACAACAUAUUCAUGAUGACAACUAAUUAAAAUAAAUUAUAAUACUCAUAAUAAUUAGCAUGUAAUUAAAAAAUUAAAACAGUUAUGAUAUCCAUGGUCCUUGAAGCUGUAAUUUAUAUUAUUCAGACAUCUUUAAUGCUCAAAUUAAAAUACCCUGACAAUGUUUCCAAUUCAACCAAAAUUUCGUAAGCUAGAGAUGCUAAUUAAAAAUGAACUUCCAACACCAAGUGAAAUAAAUAAGUAUCAUGGAGAAUUAUUAUCAAAUGUCAUAUGUAAUUUUGGUAAUCCAGAUACUAAAAAAUUUUUGGGAAUUGAACCACCAAUGAAAGGACCAGGUGAUAAUUUAUGGAUAUCACCAAACGAUCAACUUAUUGAUAAUGUUAAAUUGACACCUAUCAUAAGUGAUUCCAAUGUCAAAGCUUUUACUCACGAUUCAAUUUUAAGCAAAAAUUGGCCAAAUGACAAUGACAAAAUAUGA